UUGGCAGAGGAGAGUGCGAGUGCUGAGACAGACAGAGCCAGCCUGGUCUGUCUCCCACCUCCAGCAGCAUCUGCUGAGCUAUGAGCAAGACCAGAGAUUUGCAGGGAGGAAAAGCUUUCGGACUGCUGAAGGCCCAGCAGGAAGAGAGACUGGAUGAGAUCAACAAGCAAUUCCUGGAGGAUCCCAAAUAUAGCAGUGAUGAGGAUCUGCCCUCCAAACUGGAAGCCUUCAAAGAGAAAUACAUGCAGUUUGAUCUGAAUGGAAAUGGAGAUAUCGAUAUCAUGUCCCUGAAGCGAAUGCUGGAGAAACUUGGGGUCCCCAAGACUCACCUAGAGCUAAAGAAACUAAUUGGAGAGGUGUCCAGUGGCUCUGGGGAGACGUUCAGCUACCCUGACUUUCUCAGGAUGAUGUUGGGCAAGAGAUCUGCCAUCCUAAAAAUGAUCCUGAUGUAUGAGAAGAAAGCAAGAGAACAGGAAAAGCCCAUUGGUCCCCCAGCCAAGAAAGCUAUCUCUGAGUUGCCCUGAUCUGAGGGGAAAGGGGGUGUGGCGGGACUGAAGGGGCUUCUAAUGACUGGGACAUGGAAAAAGAAGACAGAAUUGUGAGCCAGAGUCAAACUGAAUUAAAUAAAUUAUCCUCCCCUGUCAGAUCAAA
Propithecus coquereli (Coquerel's sifaka) is the source of this 651-nucleotide messenger RNA. It is a transcript of the gene AIF1, whose product is annotated as allograft inflammatory factor 1. Gene Ontology annotation, cellular component: actin filament; ruffle membrane. The record is from RefSeq and is a predicted model, not a curated record. Lineage: Eukaryota; Metazoa; Chordata; Mammalia; Primates; Indriidae. Gene Ontology annotation, molecular function: calcium ion binding; actin filament binding. The transcript is spliced from 6 exons. Gene Ontology annotation, biological process: ruffle assembly; actin filament bundle assembly. The coding region runs from base 81 to 524 and encodes 147 amino acids.